Molecule: messenger RNA, 576 nt
Organism: Phoenix dactylifera (date palm)
Lineage: Eukaryota; Viridiplantae; Streptophyta; Magnoliopsida; Arecales; Arecaceae
Molecular function (GO): enzyme inhibitor activity
Source: RefSeq, a predicted model, not a curated record
AUGAGGCCAGGAAGCGCCCACUUACUCCUACUUGCCGCCUGCUUCGCCCUCCUCCCCCUUGCCUCCCCCGCCGCCGUUCCCGGCGCCGGCAGCCAUCCCCGCCGCACGCCCCUCCCCCCUGUUGACCCUCGGAUCAUCCCCCUCUGCAACCAGACUCAUCUCCCCGACAUCUGCAUCAGCGCGGCUCGCUCCUACGCCCAUGAGUACCCCGUCAUCGACCCUACCAACCUGUUCAACAUACUGGCCCGCGCGCUCAUAGACCGCAUCAAAAUCGACACAGCCAGGACCAGCGCCAUGACCAAGACCCAGAAGUUGGAUAAGAUGGUGAACGUUGGCAUCAACAACUGCCUUAAAUCCUACGAGGACGCAAUGGAGUACACGGGCGAAGGGAUAGAGGCAUUCAUAACACGCGACAUACGAACAUUUGUGACCAUAUUCAGCCAGGUGAUCGGCGCAUUCAGCGGUUGCAACGACGAGUUCAUGGAUGUUCCUAACCCGCUGGAAGCUCAGAAUGACAGGUUGAUAAACAUGGCGGGCAACUGCAUCCGCAUUGGCAAAAUGACUUUUAAAGAAUAA